AUGACAUUAAUAGAAGGAAGUCUUUUUAUCAUUCGAUUAUUAGGACUAAAAGGAAAAAGGAGCUCUUUCAAAGCAACCAAUUUAUUGCUAGAAGAUGCUCAGGAAUUAAAGAGCCUUAUAAGUUUCCACCUUCAACAAAUCCGCAUCAUAUGAAUUUCCGAGGAUUUUGUAGGAAGCAUUCUUUUGAUUCACCAACAAAGCUCAGAAGGGAGACUUCAGUUGAGCUGAAGACAAUUCCUUAUGAGUUUUCAGGACAAAUGUUAUCAAAUGUGAUCACAACUACACCAAAGCCAAUUAAGAUGAAGUUAUCAAGUAUGAGUGAAUAUAGAGAGCUAA
This is a messenger RNA of Blepharisma stoltei, 336 nucleotides long. NCBI's taxonomy places the organism in Eukaryota, Ciliophora, Heterotrichea, Heterotrichida, Blepharismidae. The record is from the annotation of a GenBank genome assembly.